CUUUAACCUCAGAAGCUUGUGACGUCGACCUUUCUAAUUAGACGUACUACAAUCAUCAUUCUUCUUCCACCCUUUUUGCACCAAGAUCCUCUGCAGCAUGGAAAACCGAACACCGCAGCAAUGUUGUGUCAAAAGUGUCGCUCUCCGCUCCAACUUGACAACUCGUUAACUGAGUUGAAUCCAGCUGCAUAUAACUUACUAGUAGCUGCGUCGUCGCAACCACAGCCCAAACGGACAUCCUCCGCCCGGCUAUCCUAUCCUCAUGAUACGGAACGACGCAGUCUUUAUGACAAUAUCUCCAAGAAUGGGGUCACGUCCAUGUUUAAGAAACAGGGCAACUCGCACCGAAGCGACGGUUCCUUUAUCCUUCUCACCGAGUCUCAGGUAGCGCCACCGAGGCUCACAGCACCGAAAGAACAGACGAGUCCCAGACAACGACGUAGGUCGUCGCUGCCACUCUCCAUGGGUAACGAUGGCAGCAUAGCGCAACCCCACGAAGCGGAGCGCAUUCAAAAGCUCUUCGAGAUCUUGUCGGCGCGCUCCGAUGUCGAUCAUCCCGUUUGCGUCGAAUGCACCGAUAUGCUGGUUGAUGGACUGCAGAAGAGGCUCGAGAACAGCGUCCGCGAACGUAGCUUAUACGCCGAGUACUUGAAACAGGUCCAGGCAAAUGUCCCCAGCGAAGAAGACAUUGCAGCAACAGAAGAGGCCCUCACCGAGGCAAGGAAUGAGGAGGAGAAAGCGAUGCAGUUACUGAAAACCUUGGAGAAGGAUACGAACACUCUGGACCACGAAAUUGCAGCGCUGGAAGAGGAAUCACGAGCCCUCGACGUCGAGGAGGAGGGGUUCUGGCGGGAGCGUAAUGCGUUCGCGACUACGCUUUCGGAAUUUCAAAACGAAAGAGACAGUAUCAACGCUAGAUAUGACCACGACUCACAGCUGCUUACGAAGCUGCAGCGAGCGAAUGUCUACAAUGACACUUUUUCCAUCCACCACGACGGCAAUUUCGCCACUAUCAAUGGCCUCAGACUGGGGAGACUAUCUACAAAGCCGGUAGACUGGCCGGAGAUAAAUGCUGCCUGGGGUCAGGCCUUGUUACUGGUUGUCACCGUUGCAGACAAGUUGGGGUACAAGUUCGACAGCUAUGAGCCGUUGCCUAUGGGAUCGACUUCAAAGAUUAUUCGUUAUGACCAUCCCUCGCCAGCUUCCAGUCGCUUAGGCUCUCAUCGUACGGGUCCUCCCCCCGCUCCGAAGAAAUAUGUCCUAGAGCUCUUCUCCUCGGGCGAUCUGCCGCUCAACCUUCUCUGGCACAGGAAGUUUGACACGGCUAUGGUAGCUUUCCUGGAAUUGGUCAGACAGCUGGGAGUAUUCGUUCAACAAAAGACACAAGAGGCCAGCGACAGGGGUGAGUAUGCAUCGCCUGCGCUAGUUCUGCCAUACAAGAUCGAGGGUGACAAAAUUGGCGAUGAUAGGAUUGGUCACUUCAGCAUCAAGCUGGGUAUUGCGAACGACGAGAGCUGGACCAAAGCCUGCAAAUUCGCCUUGACCUGUUGCAAGUUCUUGAUUGCACAUGCCAGUAAUGUUAGCCAUGUAUCAAACGAACGUGGUGGCAACUGAUCAGAGGGACUUGAUUUCAGAUUAGCGUGGCGUCUGGCGCACUACCUUAUUAAAAGAAAGCGUAUGUGCUAUCGCUGAUUUUAGACAAAGUGCAGUUGUUCAUAACACAACAGCAACAUUGAGUUGGGCUUCAAUCUAAAUGGGAUGGAAGAAGUCGCAUAACCGCUCAAAUCCAAUUGCCC
Molecule: messenger RNA, 1796 nt
Organism: Pseudomassariella vexata
Lineage: Eukaryota; Fungi; Ascomycota; Sordariomycetes; Amphisphaeriales; Pseudomassariaceae
Product: autophagy protein Apg6
Exons: 2
Coding region: 121-1614 (497 amino acids)
Biological process (GO): late endosome to vacuole transport; autophagosome assembly; cellular response to nitrogen starvation
Cellular component (GO): phagophore assembly site; phosphatidylinositol 3-kinase complex, class III, type II; phosphatidylinositol 3-kinase complex, class III, type I
Source: RefSeq, a predicted model, not a curated record